Messenger RNA from Paramormyrops kingsleyae, 1930 nucleotides. Lineage: Eukaryota; Metazoa; Chordata; Actinopteri; Osteoglossiformes; Mormyridae. The record is from RefSeq and is a predicted model, not a curated record.
UUUUCAGUGUAACACCGCUAGACGCCGUCCGUAGAAGCUGUAGCGUACUUCCAAUAGGGUGCUUUCUAACGUCCCUCCGGCCAGUAUAGUGUAUUUUUUUUUGAUUCAGUGUGACCUCGACCGGUCUUUAACCGCACUGUUUCCUGACAUCCCAUAUAGGUCACUAUGGAAAUAUUGGGUUAUAGGCGGCGAGGUGGCACUGUAUCGGACGCUAGCCGCAGCAUGGUCGGGGAAGAACUUUUAUAAAAGUUGAAGGAUAUCGCUGACAGGAGAAAGGUGUUAUUGUGAGAAGACUGAAAUGUUUCGUUUCCGAGUGGCGUGUUUGCUCCGGAAGCCUUGCAAUGUUUCUGUCCUCACUGGACGCGCUGCGCCUCCUGGCACCGAAUGGAGGAACUACGCCACUGGAUUUUGUCAUGCCGUGCCCUCUGGAGCUCUACGGAGGCGCUGUGCCAUCAGUACACGUUGCCCUGCGCCCCCUGGCACUGAAUGGAGGAACUAUGCUGUUUGUCGCACUGCGCCCUCUGGUGCUCUGUGGAGGCACUGCGCUGCCAUUACGUGUCGGUCUGUUCCCUCUGGUGCUGUGCGGAGCAAGUGCACUGUCUUUACGCGUCGUUCUUCGCCCAUUGGUGGAGAGUUGAGGCAUUGCACUAUGGGAACGUGUCACUUGAGCACUCCUAUCCGUCAUGUUCCUGCCAUCGCCUGCCAGCUCUUGCACACCUCAUCUUCCUGCAGGGCCAUGCCUGCCCCUCUUCUAUGGCUUCUGGUCAAACCAGCACAAAGGCUGGUGGUUAUUAUUCUGGGAAGGAGUAUCGGCAAGUGGUGGCGCUCUCUCCCCCCCAACCGGAAGGAGUUUCUGCGCCAGGAGGCCUGGAGACGUAGGUGGUACCUGGCAGCUGUGGUGUCGGCCCUUCUGACGCUCCUCGCCACCUUCGGUCUCACGCACCUGGACGAAUCCCCCAUCACGGGACGCGUACGACUCCUGGUGUUCAGCCGGGAGCAGUUCAUGGAGCUGGCCAAUCUGACGGCGGAGGAGAUGAUGGAGGAAUUCAAGGAGUCCAUUAUUUCCCUGGAAGACCCAAGACACAAGGCGGUGGAGAUGGUGGUGAAACACCUGGCCCAGCGGAACCAGGACAUCGCAGAGAUGGCCAGCAUGCCCUGGAGUGUCCAUGUGUUGGACCAUCCCUCCACCAAUGCUUUUGUGCUGCCGGUCAGCAGUGUUGCCUUUUACCAGGCGAUCAGGUUUCAUAUUCAUAUGAUCCUCAAUUUACUGUUCGACCAUCCCUACAGCAGGAAGUUAGAGACAGAAGCAGAUGAAGUUGGACUCCAGCUGGCCGCUAAGGCGUGUGCGGAUGUGCGGGGCCUGCCACUCUUCUGGCAGCAGAUGGAGCGGGAGGAGCAGCAGAACGGGAAUCUGGAGCUGCCGGAGUGGCUGUCCACGCACCCGUCCCACAGAAACCGCUCCAGCCGGAUGGAGCGCCUGAUCCCGCAGGCCCUGGAGUUGAGGGCCAGCUGUAACUGCCCUGCUCUGCCACGCCUGCCCCCCCAGCUUGUUGUCUCAGGGAGUGUGCGCCCCCUGGAGGACGGGGAGGGGAAGCAAAAUGCUGUCACAGCCAAGGACCCCGACCACCCCCCCCACCCCAGAUGCCAGAGGCCUCUCCCGCACACCGGCGGACAAAUCCCGACUCGGGGACGUGCUUGAGGCCACCCUGGGGAGUCGACCUUCCCAUCACCUGACAGGGGAUAUCAGGAGGAAUCUGGAGUCUCCUCCAGUCCGGACCUGAACUCAGUCCUGCUAAGCUGCUCAUAUGUACUGAUCUGAAAUGGAGUCUCCCUGUCUCUCCAUUGCUACAUUUUUUCUGGCCCACCUGCUGUGCACAAAUAUUAAAUGUAUGUUUUAUAUAUGAAUGAAAUAAAAAUAUAUUGAAAUACA